Molecule: messenger RNA, 1437 nt
Organism: Epinephelus lanceolatus (giant grouper)
Lineage: Eukaryota; Metazoa; Chordata; Actinopteri; Perciformes; Serranidae
Product: E3 ubiquitin-protein ligase NEURL3-like
Biological process (GO): ubiquitin-dependent endocytosis
Cellular component (GO): early endosome
Molecular function (GO): ubiquitin protein ligase activity
Source: RefSeq, a predicted model, not a curated record
GCAAGACACAGAAGUGAGCACAUCAUCUCUCAAGACAUAAAGAAAACUACUGUCUGACUCUUCAAGAUGGUGAAGGAGAGCGGCAACGGGAACUCUGAUGUUGGAUCAGAGACGUCACACAGGUGCGGCCUGUCCUGCCUCGGUCCUCUGACCUUCCACCCCCGUGUUGUGGGGGACAUGGUCCGCCUCAGCCAGGGGUGUCGCCUGGCAGAGAAGACGAAGAACACAUUUAAGAAUGGCCUGGUGUUCAGCAGCCGCCCGGUGAAGAUCCAGGAGAGGAUUCGUCUGAGGGUGGAGAAAGAUUCAUUCAACUGGCACGGAGCUCUGCGUGUGGGCUUCACCACUGUGCCGCCCUCAGCCAGAUCUCUGCCUCUGCCCCUCAUGGCCAUCCCCAACCUCACUGACACCCAGGGGCACUGGGCCGCUCCUGUGCAUGAAUCCCUCUGCAAAGCAGGUUCAGAGCUGGAGUUCUGGGUCUCUGCUGGGGGCAAUUUAUACGUCACAGGCAACAACAGCGAGCACAAGCUACUAACAGGAGUGGAUCUCAGCCAGCCACUGUGGGCCAUGAUAGACAUCUACGGACAGACAUGCUCUAUUUUCCUUCUGGGUUCAGAGAAAAGAAAUCUGUUUCACACCAGACGGUCCUGUCCUGCACCUGAACGCCUCACCUCACCUGAUGUUGACAGUCACUACAGUUUGACAUCUGAUGUCUCGAGACUCUGUGGAAGCAGUGAUGAAUGCAUGGACGAAGGUGAAGGCAGCGGCUGUGUGGUGUGCAUGGACAAACAGGCCAGAAUGACUCUGCCUUGUGGCCACCAGUGUUUGUGUAACCAGUGCGCCUCCAGGGUCUUCCAGCAGUUUGGCACUUGCCCGCUGUGCAGACACAAGAUCAGAGCUCCAUCAGAGGAGGGGAGGUGUGUCUCAGGGCUGCCCUGAGCUCCCAGACACCAGGCGGGAAUCACCACCAAAUACAAGCUACUGAUUGACUGUGACAAAAAGAAGAAAAACAUUGAGUAGCACCUCCUGAACGUGUCCUGAUUGAAGCCAGGAACUUUUGUCACGUGUCUCUCAACCCUCUCUUCCUUCUUAUGUAAAUGUUGUACAGCAUGUGUAAGAUAAGAUGUAUAGAGAUGCUGACGUGAAGAUACUAUGCACUGGUGUAUUUUCUCAUGAUGUGAAAGAAAGAAUACUGUGAAACUUUGCUGCUUGAAAACUUUUAUUGUGAUUGUUAAAUAAGGAUAAAGACAAACAUGAAUCCUUUUUGAUGAAGACUAUCUAUGAUGCACUGAAAGCACAUGAAAAGUAAUGUACAUUUACUGUACAGAAUAUUUUGCCUAUUUGAUGGAGUAAAUCUUAAAUUAUUCUUGUAAAAUUAUAUUUUUAUAUUAUUUGUUUGUCUAAAUAUGGCUGUAAAAAUAAAAUGGAUUAUAUCUUUCA